GCUUAUUUAAACUAACAGAACACCCCAAAAAGAUUCGUAAUUUACACUUUCGGCCCCAAAAGAUCGUGUUCAACUGUGAAGGCCUCCAUAGAAGAAGAAGAGAGAGGCGUGCGAUCUCCGCAUCGAAUAAACAGUACGGAGUAGUGUUUGCUUUUGCUCCGGGUUCUGGUGAGCUUCGCGAUCUCGUAGUCUCUUUCCCUUAUCGUUGAAUUUUCAGUUAACGAUCUAAAUGGGGAAAGGAGGCGAUGAUUUGGGGACUAAUAAGCAAACCAACGGCUCCGAAUCGUCAAACUUCGAACCAUUCCCUCCUUGGGCCAAAGACGUUAGAGAAUGCGAAGAUCACUUCGGCGUCAGUGCUGAGAAAGGGCUAACCACCGAUGACGUGGCGAAACGUCAUCAGAUCUACGGUUUGAACGAGUUAGAGAAGCCUGAGGGGACAUCGCUCUUUAAAUUGAUUCUGGAGCAGUUCAACGACACUUUAGUUCGCAUUCUCUUGGCGGCGGCUGUUAUCUCCUUCGUGUUAGCCUUUGUCGAUGGCGACGAAGGCGGUGAGAUGGCGAUCACUGCUUUUGUUGAACCGCUCGUGAUCUUCCUGAUCUUGAUCGUGAACGCAGUCGUUGGGAUCUGGCAAGAGACCAACGCCGAGAAGGCCUUGGAGGCUCUGAAGGAGAUUCAGUCUCAGCAGGCGACCGUGACGCGCGACGGGGUGAAAAUGUCUAGCUUGCCUGCUAAGGAGCUUGUUCCUGGCGACGUUGUGGAGCUCAGGGUGGGUGAUAAGGUCCCCGCCGAUAUGCGUGUGGUGAGGUUGAUCAGCUCCACGCUGAGAGUUGAGCAGGGGUCUUUGACGGGAGAGAGCGAGGCGGUGAGUAAGACUACAAAGCCUGUGGAGGAGAACGCUGAUAUCCAGGGGAAGAAAUGUAUGGUGUUUGCAGGGACGACGGUUGUUAACGGGAGCUGUGUUUGUUUGGUUACUAACACUGGGAUGAGUACCGAGAUCGGGAGGGUGCAUUCGCAGAUUCAAGAAGCUUCGCAGCACGAGGAAGACACUCCUCUGAAGAAGAAGCUCAACGAGUUCGGAGAAGCGCUGACGAUGAUCAUUGGUUUAAUCUGCGCGUUGGUUUGGCUCAUUAACGUGAAAUACUUUCUCUCCUGGGAGUCUGUUGAUGGCUGGCCGAGAAACUUUAAGUUCUCCUUCGAGAAGUGCACGUACUACUUCGAGAUCGCUGUUGCGUUGGCCGUUGCUGCGAUUCCGGAAGGUCUUCCAGCUGUUAUUACGACUUGUUUGGCUCUGGAGACACUUGGCUGCACAACUGUGAUAUGCUCUGAUAAAACUGGGACUUUGACGACUAAUCAGAUGGCUGUUUCGAAGCUUGUUGCUAUGGGUUCUAGAGUUGGGACUCUUCGGUCUUUUAAUGUUGAGGGGACUUCUUUUGAUCCUCGAGAUGGGAAGAUUGAAGAUUGGCCUGUGGGUAGGAUGGAUACAAAUCUUCAGAUGAUUGCCAAAAUUGCUGCUAUUUGUAAUGAUGCGAAUGUUGAGCAAUCUGAGAAUCAGUUUGUUGCUAGGGGCAUGCCUACUGAGGCAGCUUUGAAGGUUUUGGUUGAGAAAAUGGGGUUCCCAGAAGGAGCUAAUAAAGCCUCAUCUUUGGCUAAUGGUGAUGUCUUACGUUGUUGUCGGUUAUGGAGUGAACUAGAGCAACGGAUUGCCACUCUUGAGUUCGACCGAGACAGGAAAUCAAUGGGAGUUAUGGUGGAUUCCAGCUCAGGAACGAAACUGUUACUGGUCAAGGGUGCCGUUGAGAAUGUAUUGGAAAGGAGUACGCAUAUUCAGUUACUUGAUGGUUCAACUCAAGAGCUUGACCAGUACUCAAGGGACCUUAUUCUACAAAGCCUACAUGAUAUGUCCAUGAGUGCAUUAAGGUGUCUCGGAUUCGCCUACUCUGAUGUUCCAUCAGACUUCGCUACUUAUGAUGGCAGCGAAGACCAUCCUGCUCACCAGCAACUCCUCAACCCAUCCAAUUAUUCUUCUAUUGAGUCCAAUCUAACAUUUGUUGGAUUUGUUGGUCUAAGGGAUCCUCCGAGAAAAGAGGUGCGUCAAGCCAUUGCAGACUGCAGAACAGCAGGUAUCAGUAGUAGCUCGACGAGUGUUUUGAGUCAGGUUACAAACUCAGAGCAUAGUUCAUUGACCAUUACAGUUAUGGUUAUCCACAACCCAAUAGGGCUCAUUAUCACCAAAAGUUUGUAUUGGGCCCUAAAUAUACCUUUACCUUUGAGAAACGCCGAGGGUGGUUUCCAUUUCUAUGUGGCUGUGAUCGUCGCCGUCAUUUGCACCCCGGUUUUCGAUCUCCGUUUCUCCUCAAAGGAGAAGAAUGAUCGAAUGAGGACCGAGCCCGGUAAACCCUCUGGUAACUUUUUCCAACAGGAAAGGACCACAAAAGUGAAGGAGAGGAGUAGCUUUGUCGAGAAGGCCCAGCGCCGGCGAGAUGCGCCGCUGCCGGCGCCGAGAAAGAGGAGUUCCCUCGGUCUCGUUGCUCAGCGUCUGCUUCAGUUCCUCUACGUUUUGUUAUCUUGCGUAGCGGUCUCCACGGGACCUGAAGAUGCAAACGAGACUACUUCGAUUUUUCUCGUUGAUGAGGCCUGGACCUUAACGUCACACUAUGUGACUAUUCUUCCGCUGUUCGACUUUGUCGUGAAGGUUCCCUCGACGCAUUCAAGCACCGUCUUGAAUUCGCUGUCAUCCAACGUUCUUUUUCUCUAG
This is a messenger RNA of Brassica oleracea var. oleracea, 2755 nucleotides long. Its product is annotated as calcium-transporting ATPase 4, endoplasmic reticulum-type-like. Gene Ontology annotation, molecular function: ATP binding; P-type calcium transporter activity; ATP hydrolysis activity. Gene Ontology annotation, cellular component: membrane. The coding region runs from base 230 to 2755 and encodes 841 amino acids. The record is from RefSeq and is a predicted model, not a curated record. Gene Ontology annotation, biological process: calcium ion transmembrane transport; intracellular calcium ion homeostasis. The transcript has 10 exons. Lineage: Eukaryota; Viridiplantae; Streptophyta; Magnoliopsida; Brassicales; Brassicaceae.